This is a messenger RNA of Spirodela intermedia, 7081 nucleotides long. Lineage: Eukaryota; Viridiplantae; Streptophyta; Magnoliopsida; Alismatales; Araceae. The record is from the annotation of a GenBank genome assembly.
AUGGCCAAUGAAACUUCAAGAAGCUAUGGGAGAGGCGAGGAGCCAACUACUGCUCUCCAUGAAGAGAACAGUAGUCAUUUUCAAGAACAAAGACCGGUGCACGGGUAAUUUUUCAAGAGACUCUUACCUUUUUCUCUAGUUCCUCUUCCUUUCUCUCUGUUUCUAUACAUCUUGAAACCCACCUAUGGGGCAUAUUUGCUUCGCUCGCCACAUUCUAUCCCAUCAAUGGGCACGGCCCAAUUGUCAUGCCUGAGAAAAUGGAAGAAACUUUUCUUUAAAAUUUUUCAUUAAUACGUUCGAGUGAUGUUUUUCCGUAGAAGGAUAAGUGGACCGACUCGAAGGUCAACGAAGGGACGGUGGACACCUGAAGAAGUAAGUGGAUACUCUUAAAUUUAUGCUUUUGUAAAGAUCUUCAUUUUUUCCCAGUUUGGUAUGGAUGAGUUACAAGCUAAUUAGUCCAAUGUAAUGGUGCAGCAUUUGGCAAAUCUAUAUUUUCCCUUAACUGAUCAAAUCAUGGGAUCCCAUAUUAUAUAGGGCCUCAUAUUUCCCCUUCGACUGUUUAUUUUUUUCUUGCUAUCCCUACUGCGAGAAAAGCUAUGGCAGCUUGCUGUGGGAAAUUGACGCUCGGAUCAGCAUAAUUUUUUCCAUUUGAAACCUAACCGAAAUGAUAUUCUGCUUAGGAUUCUGUAGGGUACAUUUGUGGUUGUAAAACAUCGUCUUUUCCAAUUUUUCUCCACUUCUCAAUUUUAUCUGUUCUUCUUAUGUACUAGUAUUCCAUUGUUGUUUUAACUGCAUGGAGAAAAAUAUUUUGCUCUCAUGACGUUGAUGCUUGGACUAGAAAUAUAGAGAUUGGACAUACUCGGUAAUGUAUUCAGUUCCCAGUAAUGCAUGUGCAUAAUUUGCGACAUUAUCUACAUUAACGAUUCCUUUAACUUACGUACCAGACAUUUAUUUGAUACAAUGUGCUUUUUGGGUUUGUUUGUGCAGGAUGCCAUACUCUUUAGAGCUGUCCAACGUCACAAAGGAAGAAAUUGGAAAAAGAUAGGUAAUAAUGAAAAUAGUUCGAUUAUGUUUCGCGGCCUGUCUUAAAUAUUUUUCAAACUUUCCUUGUUCGGUAAUACCUAAAGAUAAAUAUUAAUUUUUUUUCUUUCCAAAAAUUGUCCAAUGUUAUUUUUGCUAUGAUUAGUUUACAUGUCUCGAAAUGCCUCUUUGGAUGGACAUUUCUAUAAUUUUUCUGAAAUCCUGGACAAUGUAUGAAGCAGCUGGUACAUUUUCUCGUAGCCAUUUUGUGUCAAUUUCCAAUACAGACUCCUGGCCUUUUCCCUCCAUUGUGGUGUCCUCUUCGAAAUUUUCAGGACGUUUGUCAAUAUUUCCUUCUGAUCUGUUGUAACCUUGAUUUCCAUGUGUAAUCGGGAGACAAUUUUAGCUUUGUUUUCAUUUUACUCUCUCCUGAUUUUCCAAUUUUUUUGUUCAAGCCAGUGAUCCCGAUUUUUUUUUAUUUGCAGCAUUUUUCAUACGCUCCUGUUGUGGAUUUUGACCCUUUUUCUUCAUUUUAUAGCUGAAUGCUUCAAGGAUCGGACUGAUGUACAGUGCUUACACAGAUGGCAGAAAGUUUUAAAUCCCGAGCUAGUGAAAGGACCUUGGUCAAAAGAAGUAAUUUACUUUUUAUGCAAUUCUUUUAUCAUUCUACUCCGUGCUCUCUGUUCUGUCAUUUUCUAUUUUCCCUUUCAGUUUAUCUAGAUUUUUUCUCCUUUCCAGGAAGAUGAUAUCAUUAUUGAAAUGGUCAAUAAACAUGGGCCUAAAAAGUGGUCAACCAUCGCGCAAGCCCUACCUGGACGCAUUGGAAAGCAGUGCCGGGAAAGGUACUCGCAAAUUCUCCUCAAUUGAUCUGUUUAUUCAUUCUAUAUGGCUUCUACUGUACCCAUCUUAUUAUUAUUGUUAAUAUUAUUUACACAAAACGUUACGAGUGUGCUUCAUGAAAUUGUAACCUAAUUUUUUAAAGUUCUAACGUCGUUGAGUCAAUUAUUAGAUAUUCAUUCUAUUGGUAUUUAUUUAUUUUACUUUAAUAUCAAAUUCAUCGAGUAUAAAAAAUUUGAUAACUUUUUUUUACUGCUAGCUAUUUUAUAACCUGCUACUAAUUUAUCCUCCGAUUCUGAUAAAUUAAAACAUAUUCUGCUAGAGAAAUUAUAAAAAAAAAUAAUCUAAAACCUAUAGAUCGACACCAUUUUAUUGACCUAUGGUUAAUAUAAAUAUACGGACUAGUUAAUUAACAGUAAUUAACUAGCCCGUCUAUUUAUGUAUUGAAUUACAUUAAUCAUCUAUCGCGCUAUUAGUAGAGCCAUAGAUUAACUGUCAUUCGUAUUUUGUUGCUGGGGGGUGUUUCUCCCGCUCAUUGUUGAACGCAUGCCAGACACUUCACUUUUCCUCUUGAUUAUCUUGCUGCAAUUGCUACUUUCUCAUUUUUCUGGGUUUGUUUUUUCUGGAAUUUUUACUAGUUAUUAUUAACUAGCAUGAUCUUCAAGUGAAAAAAUUGUAGUAAAAGUUGUAAUCUGUUGUUUGCACGUGUUGAAAGUUUUUUUGUGUCGAUUGAAGAUACAUGUUACUCACAAUAUGGAAAUAUUGCAGAUGGCACAAUCACCUAAACCCUGCAAUCAGCAAGGAAGCAUGGACUCAGGAAGAGGAGUUGGCAUUGAUACACGCUCAUCAGAUCUAUGGAAACAAGUGGGCAGAGUUGACAAAAUUUUUACCUGGAAGGUAGGAGUCAUUUCUCUGCCAAUUUAUUUGUCCCAAUUGCCAUUUGAUGUUCGUUGUGUAGAAUACUUUCUGAUUCAUGGGUUAUACUUUUGGUGUUUAUAACUACGUCCCUUUAUGUUUAUCGUUUUGCAUUAAAUGAUUUAUUAAAAAGCUCAGGUGUUCCAUCCCAUUUCACUGAAAAGUUCUUCCUAUGAAUCUCCAGGACUGAUAAUGCCAUAAAAAAUCAUUGGAACAGCUCUGUCAAAAAGAAGUUGGACUCAUAUCUUUCAUCAGGUUUGCUUUCACAAUUCCAGGGUCUACCUCAUGUAGAAAGUUCAAAGUGCUCCGGAGCUUCAUCUCUUACUAAAACACAACAAAGGACUGGAGAUACUUGUUCUAAAGACAUGGACAUCAUGGAGAUAUCAGAGUGCAGCCAAGAGACUGUACAGGUCGGCUGUUCUCAGUCGGACUGUGAAGUGGCGAAUGCAGCUUUGCGGAGUGCGGAUGAGGACAGAAAUGGAGAAGAUACUGGCAACGAGAACAUGCGAAAUCCUCCCUCGAUUUUGUGCUCGAAAGAGCAUCACAUGCAAUGCAUUUCUGUGAAUUUAUCAGAUGAGAACUCAGUACCCGAUGGUGGGAUCUCUGAAUGUGUCCUGGGCCAAAUCGAUUUACAUGAACAGUCCAGCAUGUCUUCUCUUGAAGAUGCACGGAAAACUCCAGGACUGUUAAGGGAUCCAAAACAGUGUCCGGCCCCUGCCAAUGAGAAAUGUGAAUUCAGAGGAUCUGUUUUAUUUUCAGACUCUUUAGCUUACAACAGUUCCUAUUCUUUGGAGAAUGCUGUUGAGGGUGAUGAUGAUCAGGAUAAUAUGCAUAUUUCUGAGAAUCCUUUUGCCGCUGCAAGUGACUCAAGGAGCUCUAUUUUGUCGAAUGUUAGUAAUGUGGGUUACUGUACAGGUUUGGGUGGUGAUGAUCAGGAUAGAAUGCUCAUCUGCCGUAAUAUUUUUUUGGAAAGGUGUGACCAAAGGCAUCCUUCUUCUUGUGGUUCAAAUGUUAACCAUUCGGAUUAUUGUACGGGCACCACAACUAGCCAAUCUGACACUCAAGAUUGUGAACCAUGUGAUGGUUUUGAUUAUUCAGGUGGUGAUGACCAGGGUACAAUGCCAAUACCCACCGGGUAUUGUAGUAAAUUUUUGGAGGGGAAGAGUGACCUGAGGAAUUCAACCUCCGGGUCAGAUGUCAAUCGUUUGGAUUAUUCAGCAAUUUCCACGACUAGCCAAUGUGAUAUUCAGGGCUUUCAACCAUGCAAAGUUCUCGAUUAUCCAGUGAAUGCCCCUGAUAUGUUGUCUAUAACUUGCUCCCAGAUCUUCCCGUCUUCAGACCCUCUUCAAGCUUCAUAUGGAAUCAACAGCAGCAUGGAUGUUGAUGGGACUCCGAACUCAGAAUUCUACACGAUUCCAUAUGAUUGUUUUAUGCAAAACGGCAAUCCUACUGUUUAUAGGGUCACCGACCAUGAUAAUUCCCACAUAUCUGUGGAAAGUUGUCAAGAACAAGAGCAAAUUUCUGCGGAAGUAAAUCUCUCUGAACCUGAUGAUCUCACUAAGUCUCAUCCAUCUUCCAUUAAUGAGAAGCGUGAUUCAGAAGAAGAUCGGGACUUAGGUUCUUUAUUCUAUGAGCCUCCUCGGUUCCCAAGUCUAGAUAUCCCUUUCGUCAGCUGUGAUCUUGUAUCCUCCAGUGAUCUGCAGCAGGCUUACAGCCCUCUUGGCAUUCGACAGCUGAUGAUGUCCUCCAUGAGCUGCUCCACUCCAUACAAGUUAUGGGACUCCCCUUCAAGUGAUGACAGUCCUGCUGCUGUCCUGAAGAACGCUGCCAAGAGCUUCUUAUGCACCCCAUCAAUCAUGAAGAAAAGACAGCGGGAGCUGUUAUCUCCCAUGCAGAAUCAAAGAACUGGAAAGGAAUCUGCAAAGCACAUAAACCAGGAUGAACAAGCGGCACCACCCUGUAAGAACGAAAAUGGAAAUCCAUGCGCGGAUGUUAUACCUAUUGAGGGCACUUUCCUUUCCUCGUAUUACGAGGAAAAGACUGUAAAUUCUCCAAAUGAGGAGCGAAAUAUGGUUACUGUCGAAGGAAAAGACGAACAUGCAGUUUCGGACAAGAGAUCUGACUGGAGUAACAGUUCUGAAAACAUGAAAGAACCAGGGGCACAGAGGUUUCAUCCACCAAAGCAUAUCGGUUCCGACACAAGAUCAGAGAAUGUGAGUGUUUCCAUUCCUUUUGUCAACUUCUAGACUUCUAUAUGGUAAGGGAGUUAGUUUUUUUUUUCCGAAUAUGUUAGCAAAUGAACCUGGUGAAGAUCAUAAACAUUAUGAAAAAUAAAAUAAAAUUGAUCUCUCGCUUAUUUAUUUCCUAGUGAGGAGAUCAUAUUCAAAUUUAUUUGGCAAUGACCCUAUUAGUUUUAUAUUCUGUCACACCCUCUUAUGUGAGAAACCAUAUGUUUAGGUAUCUCGUUAAAAAAUAAAUAAAUACAUGAUUGAACUUAAGCAGGAGAUUUAUUUAUUUCUUUAUUUUCGGGUGGAAACCAUGGAGGGGUUAUUUUGUCCAAAAAUCAUCUUCAGCCCACAACAGUGUCUUUAAUCUGUAGCGUUUUCAUCAUUGUCAGUUGACUUCCAUUUCUAGUUUUGAUCAAGUAUUUUCAUUUACCUUGUUACAGGCAGGAGUACUCGUUGAGCAUAAUAUCAAUGACAUGCAAUUAUUCUCCUCCCGUGAAGAAAACAUAGAUAUGUAAGAUUGGCGACCGUCAUUUUCCUCUACUUUUCGCAAUAUUAGUAUCGAUCUCCAUGGAAGAACUCAGAAGAAAAAUAAAUAUAUCUAGAUAUUUUGUUCUUUCUCAUGUUAAUUAGUACGGGCAGCAGGCUUUCCUUCUUUAAAUAAUUUGUUUUUGGCAUGGAGAACUACUAUUUAAAUAGUAUUUUAUACAUAGUUUCUUUUUUUAUUUCACGGAGAACUAUUAUUUACACUAUUUUCAUUAUUUCUCAUGUUAAUUAGUAGGGGCAGCAGACUUUCAUUGUUUAAAUAAUUUUUUCUUGACAUGGAGAAACUACUAUUUACAUAGUUUUUUUUCACGGAAAACUAUUAUUUACACUAUUUUCAUUCUUUCUCAUAUGAAUUAGUAGGGCAGCAGACUUUCAUGUCAGAAAUAAUUUUUUUCUGACAUGGAGAACUAUUUAUAUUAUAAGUUUUAAAAACAUUUUUUUGGGCAUUUGGAAUAUUUUCAUUCUUUCUCAUGUUACCUUUCUACAUAGUUCUUUUUUUUUUUCAUACAAACUAGCUCUGUAUGCUCAUUAGAAAUUGACUCUCUCUCUCUGUUUUUCCAACCUUUUACUAUCAUCUUAUAUUACUAUGGUUAUGGAUCAUAUAUCAUUAAUCUUAUCUGCCUCUGAUCCAUAUGACCUGCUUCCUUUUUGUGGCAAGUAGACUAAAUUAAUAAUUGGAGAAAAAAAUUAAAAAAUAGAUAGUCAUUACUUGUUCUUGAAUUUUUUUCUCUUCUGAUAAUUUUUUUAAAAAAAACCCUUGCCUUCCUCAGAUUUGUAAAUACUCCUGGCCCCAAGAGAGGAAUCGAGUCUCCUUCUGCAUGGAAGUCACCGUGGUUCAUGAGCACCCUCCUUCCAGGGACAAAGAUCGACGCGGACAUCCCAGUGGAGGUAGGUGGAAUCAGAUCGUCUACUGAAAUCUCUCAUCUUUCUCAAGCUCUGAAUAUCAUCAGACCAUGUGGCCUAUCGUGAGACCGCCAUGUGGCAAGGGAAGAUGGACUUCCAGGCCCAAAUCUAGAAAAUGUUUGGGUGGGCCCACUUUUUUUUCUGGCGAUAUUUAUGUUCAAAAAGUCAAACUUGGUCACCUGAAAUUAAUAUAUAUGGGUAUUUAAAAAUUAAAUUAAAUUAACCUCUCUUUUUUUUUUUCAGAAUUUUGGAUACUUCAUGAGCCCUGUUGAUCGAUCCCUCGAUGCCAUUGGGCUGAUGAGAUUGUUGAGCGUGCCGACUGCCGCCGCUGUUGCCGAAGCCCACGAGGUUUUGUCCGGCAGAAAUCUUCAAACCCGCUUGCCAUCAGAAAAUCUGGUGAGUCAUUUUAAGCUUUUUUAGCUUCUCUCUCUCUCUCUCUCUUGUUCAGAGCCCUUUUAGGGCUUUGACUUUCACACCACGUUGACUUUCACUCCUUUCCUUACCAGACCGAAGGACGUGUCCUUGACUUCAGUGGGUGCUGCACGACACCAGGCAGCGGAUCCGAGAAGCGGAAGCCGGGCAGGGCGGUGACCUUUACUAGCCCAUCUUCUUAUCUUAUGAAGGGCUGCCGCUAG